AACUUGUUAUUUUACGAAGCUUAGAGUUUUAGGUUAACCCUCUGGUUAGAAUACGACAGGUUUACACAGUCUUAAAAAUUUAGAUUAGUUGUUUGAAGUUAUUGUGUUGUAAGUUAUUGUUUUAUCGAGGAGUGUUAAUUUUGUAUUUAAUAUUAUUUUUACUAUUAUUUAGUGUUUAAAAAUGGAUUACGAACAGAGUGAUUAUGAUGGUGACUCGUAUUAUAACAAUUACGAAGAUAGAUAUUAUGAUGCGGAUCCUUAUGAGCCUAAAAUGCCAGAAAUCAUCAAAAAAUUUUUGUUAUACUUCAGAAAUGCUAUUAAUGAAGGAAUGGUAUAUGAAAUGCAAAACCUUUAUGAAAACACGUUUCCUAAAUUAUCAGAUCAGUUCUUUGAUAAAGCACCAUGGCCAAGUGAAAAGGAACUCCGUAAAAUAAUGGAUGAUGAUAAAACUUUUUUAAUGUUGUACAAAGAAUUGUACUAUCGUCAUAUUUUUGCUCGUGUACCUAAUGGGCCUUCUACAAAACAACGGUUUGGAUCAUUCUAUAACUAUUGUGAUCUUUUCAACUAUAUAUUCAGUGGAUUUAAUCAGCCUAAUUCAAAGAAAGAGACAGCCUGUGAGACACCUGUGCCAUUGGAAUUACCUGACCAAUGGCUAUGGGAAUUGGUUGAUGAAUUUGUGUACCAAUUUCAAUCAUUUACCCAAUUUCGAUCUCGUAGUCGCAAAACUCAAGAAGAGAUUGAUUUGUUAGCUUCUAAUAAUGAAGUGUGGAAUGUUUUACUUGUAUUAAAUGUACUUCAUUCUUUCAUAAACAAGUCAAAUAUAAAACUGCAGUUGGAGGUUUCUGCUACGGGUGGAGAUCCUGAUUCUGUUGCUGGAGAAUUUGGACGUCAUUCAUUAUACAAAAUGUUGGGCUAUUAUUCCAUGAUUGGACUUUUACGUUUACAUAGUUUAUUUGGAGAUUAUUAUUUGGCCAUCAAAGUUCUUGAAAAUAUUGAUAUGCACAAAAAAAAUGCUUACAGUUCAGUACCAGCAUGUCAUAUUUCAACUGCAUAUUAUGUUGGAUUUGCUUACAUGAUGAUGCGCCGUUAUUCUGAUGCUAUUCGUACUUUUAGCUCAAUUCUGUUGUAUAUUCAAAGAACUAAACAAUUAUUCCAAACCCGAUCGUAUCAAAAUGAUCAAAUAAACAAGCAAACUGAUCAGAUGUAUACAUUGUUGGCUAUGUGUCUAGUUUUACAUCCACAGUGUGUUGAUGAAUCUAUUCAGCAAGUAUUAAGGGAAAAAAAUUACACCGAUAGAAUGUUUAAGAUGCAAUAUGGUGAUUUGCAAGAGUUUGAAAAUUGUUUCCAAAUGGCUUGUCCCAAAUUUCUAUCAAUGGAUCCAGCUGAAGACUCUGUUAAAGAAGCGGUUAAGUAUCAAACAUCUGUAUUCAUGGCUGAAGUGAAACAACAAAAAAUGUUACCUACUAUUCGCAGUUAUUUAAAAUUGUACACAACUUUACCAAUUAAUAAGUUGGUUACAUUCAUGGCUCAAGGACAAAGUCAAAGAGAAAACAAUGAUCAGGCAGAUGAUAAAGAAAAUUUAACUAAACACUUGCUUUGCUUUAAACACAAAAUGAAAAAUAUUGUGUGGAAUAAAGGUGCUUCGGGUUUAGAUGGAUACUUCCACUCUGGAUCUGAGUUGGAUUUCUAUAUUGAUCGAGAUAUGAUUCAUAUAGCUGAUACAAAAGUAGCACAUAGAUAUGGUGAUUUCUUUAUUAGAAAAGUUUUGAAGUUUGAGGAGUUAAAUCGAAAACUGAAAUCAAUAAAAGUUUAAAAAUAUAUCUUGUCUGUAAAUAUUUAUACACAUUGUAUUAUUUAUAAAUAAAUACAAAAUCAUUAUCAAUA
Messenger RNA from Daktulosphaira vitifoliae (grape phylloxera), 1884 nucleotides. It is a transcript of the gene eIF3l, whose product is annotated as eukaryotic translation initiation factor 3 subunit L. Lineage: Eukaryota; Metazoa; Arthropoda; Insecta; Hemiptera; Phylloxeridae. The coding region runs from base 182 to 1813 and encodes 543 amino acids. Gene Ontology annotation, molecular function: translation initiation factor activity. The transcript has 10 exons. Gene Ontology annotation, biological process: translational initiation. The record is from RefSeq and is a predicted model, not a curated record. Gene Ontology annotation, cellular component: eukaryotic translation initiation factor 3 complex; cytoplasm.